CCCACUGUCUCGCGCAGCCGUGGUCAACAGUACAGAGGAAGUAGCGAGAAGCUAUCCUACCCGACGAAACUAAGCGCUGCUUUUAUUGGGCUGUCUAUUUUCAGGCGUUAGUGAGUUAACUACAUUUUUGUUUCACUUUAUCGACACAGUAAGCCGCGUUUGCGCGGUUUUCAGUCGACGCAGCACGAGGGGAAAUAAUGUUUGGGAGUACUAGCUCUUGGUUGCUAACUUCGUAGCUAGCACGCUAACGAUCAGCUGUUGUUUUGGUCGUAGACAUAGCUGGCAAACAAACCCAGUUGUUUGGAAUUAAAGUAGAGGGUGACACCAACGUUUACCAGAACACACUUUAUUUCUUUAUUUUUUCUUUUCUUCUUUUUUCCAUGUCUUAAAAACGUUAUGAAGUAAUCUGUGGGUGAAUGGCGACAUAUAAAGGUGUACAGCUCUGACAAACUCGUCAGCGCCCACUCAGUCAGCUGCUUCCUGACAGGCGUCAACUCUGUGUGGGACUGGUCCAGCAGAGCGGUGGGUAAUUGAAUCAGCGAGAUUGUCUCAAGAUGCACGACGCGUACGAGUCGGUGCCUAUUUUAGAAAAGCUUCCUCUUCAGAUCGAUUGUCUUGCGGCCUGGGAGGAUUGGUUGCUUGUUGGAACAAAACCAGGGCAUCUCCUGCUCUACCGAAUAAAAAAGGAUGCAGGCACUAAUCUGUUUGAAGUGACUUUGGAAAAAUCAAAUAAGAACUUUUCAAAAAAGAUUCAGCAGCUUUACGUUGUCUCACAGUACAAAAUUCUAGUCAGUCUACUGGAGAACAACAUCCACGUCCAUGACCUCCUGACUUUCCAGCAGAUCACUGUGGUCUCCAAAGCCAAGGGAGCCACACUCUUUGCAUGCGAUCUGCAGCAAACCAGCUCAGGAGAAGAAAGACUCAGAAUGUGUGUGGCAGUGAAAAAGAAGCUCCAGCUGUAUUACUGGAAGGACAGAGAGUUUCAUGAGCUGCAGGGUGACUUUGGUGCACCAGAUAUUCCAAAGUCCAUGGCUUGGUGUGAAAACUCCAUAUGUGUUGGUUUCAAACGAGACUAUUACCUCAUCCGGAUGGAUGGCCGUGGCUCCAUAAAGGAGCUCUUCCCUACUGGGAAACAGCUAGAGCCUCUGGUUGCCCCACUGGCUGAUGGGAAGGUGGCUGUUGGGCAGGAUGACCUAACUGUGGUACUUAAUGAAGAGGGAGUUUGCACCCAGAAGUGUGCCCUGAACUGGACAGAUAUCCCUAUAGCCAUGGAGCACCAGCCUCCCUACAUCAUCGCGGUUCUUCCUCGGUAUGUGGAGAUUCGGACCUUUGAGCCAAGGCUGUUGGUGCAGAGUGUGGAGCUGCAGAGGCCUCGAUUCAUCACCUCAGCUGGGCCAAAUAUUGUGUAUGUAGCCAGCAACCACUUUGUGUGGCGCCUGGUGCCAGUUUCCAUAGCCAGCCAGAUCCGGCAGCUUCUACAGGACAAGCAGUUUGAGCUGGCACUUCAGCUGGCGAAGAUGAAGGAUGAUUCAGAUGGUGAUAAAAAGCAGCAGAUACAUCACAUUCAGAAUCUUUAUGCCUUCAAUCUGUUCUGCCAGAAAAGAUUUGAUGACUCCAUGCAGGUGUUUGCCAAACUUGGCACAGACCCCACACAUGUGAUCGGACUCUACCCAGACUUACUCCCAUCAGACUACCGCAAACAGCUGCACUACCCCAACCCUCUGCCUACUCUGUCUGGGGCUGAACUGGAAAGGGCUCACCUCGCUCUUAUUGAUUACCUGACCCAUAAACGCAGCCACCUUGUCAAACAGCUGAAUGACUCUGACCCUUCUACAACAUCUCCGCUCAUGGAGGGGACACCCACUAUCAAAAGCCGUAAAAAACUCCUACAGAUCAUUGAUACCACCCUGCUGAAGUGUUACCUGCACACCAACGUUGCGCUCGUCUCCCCCCUGCUUCGCCUUGAAAACAACCACUGCCACAUCGAGGAGAGUGAAUAUGUCCUGAAGAAGGCUCACAAGUACAGUGAGCUCAUUAUUCUCUAUGAAAAGAAGGGCCUUCAUCAGAAAGCUUUGCAGGUGUUGCUGGACCAAUCCACCAAGGCCAACUCUCCGCUGAAGGGCCAUGAGCGAACAGUGCAGUACCUACAACGACUGGGAGUGGAGAAUCUGGGCAUUAUCUUUGAGUUUUCCCCCUGGGUCCUGAAGAUUUGUCCUGAAGAUGGCCUGAAGAUCUUCACUGAAGACUUGACCGAGGUGGAGACUUUGCCCAGAGACAAAGUGCUGCAGUUCCUGAAGGAAGGCUUUGAGGAGCUCGCCAUCCCAUAUUUGGAGCACAUUAUUUAUGUGUGGGAUGAAAAGGGCCCAGAGUUUCACAAUGUGCUUAUUCAGCUCUACCUGGGCAGGGUGCAAGGCCUCAUGAAACAGUACCUCAACUCACUGCCAGAAGGGGUUCCUGCUGUUCCGGCAGGGCUGGAGAAAGGUGAACUGGGAGAGUUCAGGAAUAAGCUGCUGUCUUUUCUGGAUAUUUCUACCAGCUAUGAACCUGCCAGACUCAUCAGUAACUUCCCCUUUGAUGGUUUGCUGGAGGAACGGGCUCUGCUUCUGGGCCGAAUGGGAAAACACGAGCAGGCGCUUUUCAUCUAUGUGCACAUCCUGAAAGACACCCGCAUGGCUGAAGAAUACUGUCACCGACAUUACAACAGUUUAGUUGAAGGAAAUAAAGAUGUUUAUCUUUCUCUGCUGCGAAUGUACCUGUCACCUCCUGACGUCCACUGCCUGGGGCCCAUCAAGAUGGAGCUUUCUGAACCUCAGGCCAACCUCCAGGCUGCCCUGCAGGUCCUGGAGCUGCACCACAGCAAGCUGAACACCACCAAGGCCAUUAAUCUCCUCCCAGCCAAUACUCAGAUUCGAGAGAUCCGGGUCUUCCUGGAGAGCGUUCUGGAGGAGAAGGCUCAGAGGAAACGUUGCAACCAGGUGCUGAAGAGUCUGCUGCAGGCAGAGUUCCUUAGGGUGCAGGAAGAACGGAUCUUCCACCAGCAGGUUAAAUGUGUCAUUACAGAAGAAAAGACCUGCAGAGUUUGUAAGAAGAAAAUCGGAAACAGUGCGUUUGCCAGGUAUCCCAACGGCGUGGUGGUGCAUUACUUCUGCUGCAGGGAUCGCAGCGUGUGUCCCACUGAGCAGUAAAAGCUUCUCCUCUUGUUGGCUAAUAAAAACUUUCCCCGUUCUUGUGGACUUCACUGAUCGGACAUCUUUGAAGAAGAAACGUGUGAAGUUUGGCAGCACUCGGUAUCGGAAGCUUGUAAUCAAAGCACCUCACAGGGCGAUACUUCUAAAAAAAAAAAAAAAAAAAUUUUUUUGUCAUUUUCAA
Messenger RNA from Melanotaenia boesemani (Boeseman's rainbowfish), 3369 nucleotides. RefSeq names its product VPS39 subunit of HOPS complex (gene vps39). The transcript has 24 exons. Gene Ontology annotation, molecular function: protein binding. NCBI's taxonomy places the organism in Eukaryota, Metazoa, Chordata, Actinopteri, Atheriniformes, Melanotaeniidae. The record is from RefSeq and is a predicted model, not a curated record. Gene Ontology annotation, cellular component: cytoplasm; membrane. Gene Ontology annotation, biological process: intracellular protein transport; endosomal vesicle fusion; autophagy. The coding region runs from base 555 to 3185 and encodes 876 amino acids.